Molecule: messenger RNA, 1419 nt
Organism: Mycena indigotica
Lineage: Eukaryota; Fungi; Basidiomycota; Agaricomycetes; Agaricales; Mycenaceae
Product: RNA methylase
Exons: 11
Coding region: 1-1419 (472 amino acids)
Biological process (GO): methylation
Cellular component (GO): cytoplasm
Molecular function (GO): nucleic acid binding
Source: RefSeq, a predicted model, not a curated record
AUGCCUUCAUAUCUCUUCAUCUUUGCUCAAACGCAUGCUGAAUUCCGGCUUCCUGAGCUUGAGUCCAUCGCUGAGCUCCAUGGCUUCGCCAUCCACAAUAUGUCACGGGACACCUCUUCUCCGUUUGCCGUUUAUGGUCUCGAUUCUGACGAGCAUGCGCGGAUUCUCGCCAAACGAUGCAUUUUGCUCAAACACGUCUACGAGUUCUAUGCUCAAGGGGCAACCUACGAAGAACUGCACUCUGCCAACGAGAAAAGUCGCCAUCUUUGGUCGCAUUACGCCCAGGACGCCUCGUUCAAGUUUGUCGUCUCGGCACAUAACCAUACCAUCCCGUCCUCCCGUCAUCGAACUAUAAUGGAGAGCUUCAACUACAUGGAUUUUCGUGGCGAGAUCACCCUCAAGAAUCCCCAGGUCACACUCGGAAUAUUCGAGGACUACGAAAAAUCCAGCCACGUGUCGGCGACACCCUCUAUCAGAGACAGCUCAUUCCGUCAGGUUUACUUUGGGAGACUGGUCAGUGAUAACAUCUUUCUUGUCGGUGGUGGAAUAACAGGACCUCAGAUUGCGGAUGGGGAAGCACGGUCAUUGAUUGGCGUUUUUGACGUUAAAAAGCGGCUAUACUAUGGAAAUACGAGCAUGGAAUCAGAGGUAUCAUUACUCAUGGCGAAUCAAGCCCUGGCAACAUCGUCGAAAUUGAUCUACGAUCCAUUCUGUGGGACUGGUAGCAUGGCCUACCCAGUGGCCUACUUCGGUGCUCAAGUUUACGGCUCCGAUAUCGAUGGAAGACAAAUCAGAGGCAAAGGCGGCAAAGACAGCCCUCCAGGGGUGCUCAAAGCUGCGCAGCAGUAUGGCGUUGCUGAUCGGAUCAUUGAUCUUUGCACAUUCGAUGUAACGGUGAAUCCAUGGCGUUGCGGGAACCUAUUUGAUGCAAUAGUGACCGAUCCUCCAUAUGGUGUCCGUGCUGGCGCAAAAAGGCUGGGACGCAAGAAGGAGCUUUCCGAAGAAAAGAAGGCUGCCAACAUUGAGCACCAACGAUCUGCUCGCAAUCGACUUGAACCGUACAUACCCCCAACAAAACCAUACGAGUUGUCGGCAUUGGUGGUCGACCUGGUUCUGCUGGCGAGGUAUCUGCUCAAGCCCAAGGGACGACUCGUGUUCUUCCUGCCGACAGUAAACGAGAGCUACGAAGAGGUCGAUGUCCACUCGAUGCUUUGCGAAGGGAUGACCCUGGUGGCGAAUUCCUUGCAAGAUUUUGGGUCAUGGGGCAGAAGACUCGUGACAAUCCGGAAGGACACUGAGCAAGACUUCGCAGCGCCAACGUUCACAGAGCACGCACCUCCAAACCACGUGCCCGCGCACAAAGACUUUCGGGACCAGUACUUCCGGGGGUUCAAGAACCCAGAGGCAGCCCAGGAAUGA